AUGGCGUACCCGGACAGGACCGGGGUAGCGGGUUUACGGAUUGAGACCUCGUUUGGUCAGAGAUCAGGGUGGCAGGAGGAGAGGAGGAGGUCGACGACAGAUGGCGAUGGUAUCGAGAGCGACCGCACCAAAACAUCUCAAGAUUAUAACGCGCGCCGCCGCGAUACUGAUGAAGACCACAGUGUGAUAAGUGAUUUGCAUUCAGCCACGCCUCCCAUCUCGGUCCCUCGACCCGAUGGCCGUCCAGCAGGUGGUGACGAAUUCCCUCAUAAGCCAAGCGAUAUCCAAGGUUCCCCAUUGGACAACUAUCUUCAGUCACGUCGCCCCUCCAUUACAUUCAAUCCAAAGGUGUCUCUGGAUUCUGGUCGCGAAGAACCGUUAGGGGAACCACUCACAAAGGAUGAUUUGAAUAACCGGCCCCCGCAGAGAUUUGAGUCACGGACCUCUGGACUCCGAAACGCCCUCUCUCAAGAUGAUGAUCACCCUUCUCAAACUCCUCAAUCAUGGAGAUGGGACUCAAAUAAAUCUCCGGGACAGCAGAGCAGUCUAGCGGGACCGUCCCGAGCCCAACCGGUCUUACGCCCGGAUGAUGAGUCAAUCACGGGCACCGAACUUGAUCAUCCAACCUCACUCACAUCUCUAUCCACGGCAUCGCCAGUUCAAGAAGAAGUGCGUACUCCUCCCGGAAGUGCCAAAGAUGAUCUCCUGUCACCUCUCUGCAUCACAUCGCCCACUCAGCCCUACGCUUCCCCCGAGGAUCGCAAUUCUUGGUCUGGAGGGAUGAUGGCUUCGUUCGGAAGCAAGUCUCGCAGCUCGACACUAGACCGUAGCAGCAGUCUGCGGAAUACGCAUAGCUCUCGGCGCUCUACCAACUCGAGCGGCAAGUCUCCAGCAAGCAUGUUUCUGUCCAUGUGGGCCGGUCAAAGUCAGACAGACGAGCCGCCCUCAACGCCAGAUGAGGAAGGUCAACUGGUGGGAACCGACUAUGUUCUCGGAAAGCAGAUUGGCUUUGGGGGCUUCAGCACGGUCAAAGAGGCUUUCAAGGUCGAAGGACAGGGCAACACCAGACGACUCGCGGUCAAGAUUGUGAAAAAGCUGGUGACAGGUCGCACCGAGAGCGAGAAUGAGGAUGUCCAGGCAGAGUUCGACCACGAAGUGCGAGUCUGGAGGUACCUCAGCAACCCGCAUAUAUUGACUCUUGAUUCGGUGUACGAGACUGAUUACGCCACCUUCUGUUUCACAAAACUUGCAAUUGGUGGAACUCUGUUUGACCUGGUCCGUCAGAAUCGAAAAGGUCUUGAUCCAACCCUGGCCAAGAAGUAUUCAUACCAACUCGCUUCUGCAAUCCGCUACUUGCACCAAGAUGCUCGGGUUGUUCAUCGUGAUAUCAAACUAGAGAAUUGCCUUCUCGACCCCGUUGACGGCACUGGUUCCUCGAACCUAGUGCUGUGUGACUUCGGAAUGGCCGAAUGGAUGGCCACCGAUAAUGGAGGCGAUAGUCCGGAUCCUUAUGACGAAGUCGCAGAUCGUCCUCCGCCCAACAGAAUAGGACCAGCCGGCUCGAGUACCAGCGUCGCCGGUAGCCUCGAAUACGCUUCUCCCGAAUUGAUUCGAUCAUCGGCCGGUGUUAUUCACCCUUCGGUCGAUAUCUGGGCCUUUGGCGUUAUCGUUUACACUAUUGUUGUUGGGUCACGGCCUUUCCAGGACUCGUUUGCGCCGCGAAUUCAAGCCAAUAUUCUCAAUGGUAAAUGGAACCGGGAAGCUGUACUCGGUGAGCUCGCCGACAAACUCUCCCACCAGGACCGUCAAGACGCUCUUGACCUGAUUCAAGGCUGCCUUGAAAUGGACGUCGACAAGCGAUGGACUAUCCGUGACGUUCUCGACUGUGCCUGGCUACGCGAGGUCGCACAAUUCAAUGAUAGCUCGCCAGAGACUAUGUGGGGCCUUUAA
Penicillium longicatenatum is the source of this 1950-nucleotide messenger RNA. RefSeq names its product serine/threonine-protein kinase. Bases 1 to 1950 code for a protein of 649 amino acids. Gene Ontology annotation, cellular component: cytoplasm. Gene Ontology annotation, molecular function: protein serine/threonine kinase activity; tau-protein kinase activity; ATP binding. Gene Ontology annotation, biological process: intracellular signal transduction; protein phosphorylation; microtubule cytoskeleton organization. The record is from RefSeq and is a predicted model, not a curated record. Lineage: Eukaryota; Fungi; Ascomycota; Eurotiomycetes; Eurotiales; Aspergillaceae. The transcript has a single exon.